Molecule: messenger RNA, 1107 nt
Organism: Hypoxylon fragiforme
Lineage: Eukaryota; Fungi; Ascomycota; Sordariomycetes; Xylariales; Hypoxylaceae
Exons: 2
Coding region: 187-759 (190 amino acids)
Source: RefSeq, a predicted model, not a curated record
GCCAGGGCAGUUCGAAUCGACUGUUCCUAAAGAAACAAAAUAUUGGAUACUGUAUCACUUGCAUCAUAAUAUUUAGUAGUUGUGGCUUGCUCUCAUGUCUUUGCUACGGUAGCCCCCCUUCUUUUUACCUGACCUCACCAGCCGAAAAAAAAAAAAAAAGGAAAACUGAAAAACAAAAUCGAUAUCAUGUACAGUUUCAAGACCUACAUAGCAGCUCUCUGCGCCUCCCUGCUCGCCCCCGCAGUAGUGACCUCGCUCAAGUUCAACACGACCUCCAUCUCCGCGCGGAACGGCAGCUCGACGCUAGAAUGCUGGGAGUUCGACGGGCCCGUAUCCGUCAGUAGCGACCCCAGUUACUACGACGUCGUCAACGCCGGCCUAGGACCGAUCUCGAACCUGACCUACACCUACGUCCCGCCCCAGCACGAGCCGAUCUUACACACGGCGCCCUUCAAGCAAUGGGUCUUCAUCGUCACCGGCCUCACCUACUUCACGCUCCCCGACGACCCGAGCACGACCGCGCUGAUCACCGGCGGCGAGUUCGGGCUGGUCUUCGCGUCCGACACGCCGGACGUCAGCGUGCGGGGCCACGCCAGCUCGUUCCCGGGCCUCACCGACACCAUCUGCCUGCAGAUGCCGGUGGCCGGCGACAAGAUCCCGGACCACCGGUUCCUGCACAUGGGCCAGUGCAACGCCGAGGAGAUGACGGGCCUCCGAGGCAUGUCCGCCGUCGCCAGUGCCGCCCGGAAGACCAGGUAAAAAAGAAAUUUUUUGAGACUUUUCAGUUCAGACUCUACUCUUCCGGUUUCUUUUGGAUUUUCAAGACGCGAAGGAAAAAAAAACCCCCUCCGUCUUGAUUCUUCUAUUUUUUUUUUUUUUUUUGGUUCGAGUUAAUCAUCAGUUCACCGGAGACUCUGUUCCUCUCUGCUGUGGCCUUCCCUUCCUCGGCCUUACAGUACCUAAUCCCCUAGAAAGAAAUAACAUCAACCCAUACUUGGUGGGCCGACCACCCUCAUACGAAAGCAGUGGAACCUCAAUCUCUCUUCCCAAUGUCUUUCUUUUUUGGUCAAUUGCUACUACCUAGUAGCUGAGGUCCACAUCUCUCUU